CUGGUUAGGGUUUUAGCUUGGGAGUUGCAGAGAAGAGAGAGUGAAGAAAUGAAGGAGGCUGUGGCAUUGGCAAUAGACAAGGAUAGAGGAAGUGAAUAUGCCAUCAAAUGGAUUGCUGAACAUCUUCUCACCAGGCCUGGCCAAUCCCUCACUUUGGUCCAUGUUAAGCAACCAACUGCUGCUCCUGCCCUUCCCAACAAAUCUAAAAGUGGAGAACUGCCGAGGGAGGUUGCAAAGAUGAACAAAUACCAAGUUGAUGCUGAAGCCAAAGACUUGUUCCUCCCAUUCCGUUGCUUUUGCACCAAAAAGGCUAUUCAUUGGAAUGAAGUCAUACUGGAGAAUGCUGAUAUAUCAAAAGCACUCAUCAACUACGUCACAGCUAAUUCAAUUGAGAUUUUGGUACUUGGUGCACCAUCAAGAAACGCCUUUGGAUUUCUCAGAUUCAAAACUAGAGACAUUCCAAGCACUGUGUCAAAAGGGGCACCGGACUUUUGCACUGUAUAUGUCAUUGGCAGAGGAAAGAUAACACAUACGCGACCAGCCACAGGCCGUCUAACCCCAAAGCCUCCCUUGCAUAAUCAAAUACAGCAGCAACCAAGCCAAGUUUAUGGUUCAAAUGAUACACAACACAUGCUGCACAACCUGCAGUCCAGAGAAUCAGAGAUAACACAAUCUUCAACCCGUAGCCAGCUAAACAACAUUAAACUCAAGCCACCAUUAACAAGAGCAAUACCUAUAACAGACAAAUCAUAUGAGGCCUUUCCAGAGAGUGAUAGGUUGUCGGUGAGCAGUGAAAGGCCAAGCACGGAUCUCAUGUCAAAUUUUCCUAGUAUGGCAUCAAGAAUGACCUAUCAAAGUUCAAUCAGCUCAGAGUUAGACAACAGAAGCUCUACGUCAUCUCACUCCGGAAUCAAGUUUAUUGACAUGAGCUCUGGACGGAAUGAAUUCUCAUUGUCCUCAAUUGAAAGUGGAAGAUCAUGGUCAUCAACGAGCAGGGAUGAAAUGGAGAAUGAGAUGCGGAGGCUCAGGCUAGAGCUCAAGCAAACAAUGGAGAUGUACAGUAUGGCCUGCAAGGAGGCAGUUACAGCAAAACAUAAGGAAAAGGAAUUUCACCAAUGGAAAUUGAAAGGAGAGUGUAGAAUAGAAGAGGCGCGACAAGCUGAGGAAUCUGCAUUUGCACUUGCACAGAAGGAAAAACUUAAAAGUAGGGCAGCCAUAGAGGCAGCAAAAGCAGCUGAAAGGAUUGCACAACUGGAAACAGAAAAAAGGAGGAAAGCAGAAAUAAAAGCUCUUAGAAAAGACGAAGGGAGGAAGAAUUCACUAGACGGUCUCAGGUACAGGAAAUACACAAUUGAAGAUAUUGAAGCAGCAACAAAUGAAUUUUCCCCAGCUCGCAAGAUUGGGGAAGGAGGCUAUGGUCCAGUAUUCAGAGGUGAACUGGACCAUACGCCGGUGGCAAUAAAAGUUCUGCGUCCAGAUGCAGCCCGAGGACGGUCACAGUUCCAGAAAGAGGUUGAAGUACUGAGCUGCAUUAGGCAUCCAAACAUGGUUCUCCUUGUUGGAGCCUGCCCAGAGUUUGGUUGUCUGGUCUAUGAGUACAUGGCUAAAGGGAGCUUAGAAGACCGUCUCUUCCAGCGAGGCAACACCCCAGUGAUUCCUUGGCAGCUAAGGUUCAGAAUUGCUGCAGAAAUUGGGACUGGACUUUUGUUUCUUCAUCAAACCAAGCCCGAACCAGUUGUGCACCGGGACCUAAAACCCGGCAACAUUUUGCUAGACCACAACUAUGUGAGCAAGAUCAGUGAUGUAGGUUUGGCCAGGCUUGUCCCUGCAUCAGUAGCCAACUGUGUCUCUCAAUACCGCGUAACAUCAAUGGCUGGAACGUUCUGUUAUAUCGACCCGGAGUAUCAAACAACCGGCAUGCUUGGAACAAAAUCUGACAUAUUUUCACUUGGGGUGCUGCUCCUGCAACUAAUAACAGCCAGGCCACCAAUGGGUUUGGCUCACCUUGUUGAGGAGGCCAUUGAGAAUGGGACCUUCACUGAGAUGCUUGACCCUGCAGUUUCUGACUGGCCUGUUGAGGAAGCCUUCAAGUUUGCCAAGCUAGCUUUACAGUGCACUGAAAUGCGAAGAAAAGACAGGCCGGAUCUUGCCAAGGUUGUGCUCCCUGAGCUUAACAGAUUGAGAGAAAUCGCUGAAGAUUGCAUGAAUCCUUUCAUGCUUGGGGGUAAUGGAGCACUCUCACCAAUACAUGAUGUGAUGUCUGAUCGCCAUCUUUCGGAAUAUGGAUAUGAUAGCCCAAGGAGCCCAUCAAGCACAUCAUCUUAUGCAGGGAGAUCAUACCGCUAG
This is a messenger RNA of Prunus avium (sweet cherry), 2346 nucleotides long. Lineage: Eukaryota; Viridiplantae; Streptophyta; Magnoliopsida; Rosales; Rosaceae. The record is from RefSeq and is a predicted model, not a curated record.